CUAAGGGCCUGCACGGUUAGCGGCGACAAUCAGUGUAUGCAUCAUUUAUUUGAAUGAGUGUCGUCCUUCUUCUAGCAGUGGGGGGAGGAGUGGUGGUACUAGUGCUGGUGCUGGUAUUGGCUCUGCGGCUAUGGCUAGUGCUUCAACCUGGGACCCCUGUGCCCCGUAAAUCUCUCAGUCUUCUAGCUGUGGCUGGCUCCGGUGGGCAUACAACUGAGCUGCUGAGGCUACUUGAGAACUUAUCUGAUGCCUACUCUCCUAGACAUUAUAUCAUAGCUGAAACUGAUGAAAUGAGUGCCCAGAAAAUACAUUCUUUUGAAAGGAGCAGAGCUAAUAAAGAUCCAAGCACCAUGUUUCUCAAAUACCAGAUUCACCUCAUUCCAAGAAGUCGUGAGGUCAAGCAGCCCUGGAUCUCCACAGUGUUCACCACCUUGUACUCCAUAUGGCUCUCCUUUCCCCUGACUCUCCGGGUGAAGCCAGACUUGGUAUUGUGUAAUGGACCAGGAACAUGUGUUCCUAUCUGUAUAUCUGCUCUUCUCCUUGGGAUACUAGGAAUAAAGAAAGUAAUCAUUGUCUACGUUGAAAGCAUCUGCCGAGUAGAAAAUUUAUCCCUCUCCGGAAAGAUUCUGUUUCACCUCUCCGAUUACUUUGUUGUUCAGUGGCCAACUCUUAAGGAGAAAUAUCCCAAAUCCGUGUACCUUGGACGAAUUGUGUAACAGAUGACAACUUGCUUUUUUAGAAUUUCACAGUCAACAGUGUUCAAAAGAAACAAAAGAACGCCAUGUUUAUUAUAAAAGCAUCUGAAAAUGCUGAGAAUUUUUGACAGUCAGGAGUAAAUAACACAGUGAAGAAACUGAGGCUGCUCUUAUAAAAGGCAUUAGUAAACAAGUUUAUGUUUCUCUGUGCGUUAAAUUUCAGGUCCUGAAAAAGGAUGACAGAGGACCUACUGGAGGUUGUAUUGUUAUGUGGAAAACUAAGAAAUGUUAUGCAUGCACAAACUAUUGUAUUUACUGCUGACUGUAAAACAUUAAUCCCCUAAUACAGGGGGGAAAAGUCUCAAAAAAUUAAAUUAAAAAAUUUCUUUUCUAUAAAGAAGUAUCUGUCACCACUGAAAGUUAUCUUCUUACUUGUUUUGUUUUUUUUUUUCAAGAGCUAAAUAAAGAAUUUGUAGGAUUGGUAACAUUUCCUGUUCUACAACUUUUCCCUCUCUGGACAGUAUUCUACACUGUAAAAAGGAAAGAAAAAGAAAGGUAUUUCAUAGUUUUUGUUCAGAUACAACAGGCUUUCUUUCCUGUGUGGAAGCAGCAAAGUCCCCAGUGAGUUCUUUCAGCAUAAAGGAAGCAGUUACAUUAAGUUGGCUUCAUGACAGUUUUUAUUCCACAGAUUUCCAGAACCUUGAGCACAGACCACUAUCUUUUCUUAUUGGUAGUUUCUUUACUUUUACUUUAUGAGCAGUUGGUCUCAAUCUGUUGUUUAAUUGUUAAAUUGAAGGUGAUCAUAGUUAUAAUAGUAGAAAUGUGAUUUUUUUUUUUUUUUUUUUUUUUUACCAGAGCACUGUUCAGCUCUGGCUUAUGGUGGUGCGGGGGAUUGAACCUGGGACUUUGGAGCCUCAGGCAUGAGAGUCUGUUUGCAUAACCAUUAUGCUAUCUACCCUCCGCCCAGAAAUGUGAUUUUUUUUUAUUGGUGGAAUUAGUGGUUUACAGUAGCUACAGUUACUGGUACAUUUGUAAAAUUUCUCAGUUUUCUACAAAACAAUCUCAUCCCCAGCCUAGAUCCACCUCCACCACCAGGCACCAGGACCUGAAUGCCACCCCUGCCCCCAAGUUCUUAAACAUUUUUAAAAUGGCCCUGUUAAUUAAGAAACAAAAUGCUGAACACAUUCUUUUAAUAUUUUAGUAAAUGUAUAAUGUUAUCUAGUUGCCAUUUUUCAAGGUCUGACCUUGAAAAAUGUGUCUAUUUCCUAAGAUCUUAUUCAGUGCUUUCUAUAUGUCAAAUGUUCUUCUAGACACUUUAAAAAUAUUAUACUUAAUCACUUAAUCUUAAUUACAACUUGGUUGGGAAUCUUAUUUUCUGCACUUUACAUAUGGUUUAUCCAAGAUCACAUGUUGAGUAAGUUGCCAAACCAGGUUUCAUAGGCAUGAGAGUAAAGCCAGGUCCAUGGAUAUGUGAACUAGACAGUGACAUACGACCCAAACUUGGGAAAACCUCCCACUUUAUUUGAUACUACUAUCAUUCUGCUGAAUUUCUUAAAAUGUAUUUGAACCCAGGAUCUGCAUUUUAUUUUGCACUGGAUUCUACAAAGUAUUGUACUUGUCCUGACUAAGACUUUGCGCUCCUAAUGUUGUAUGUCAAGUAUAACACAAGUCUGUACAUCUCUCAUUUCAGGGCCUGGCCCAGGUAGCUCCUCAAUAAACAGGAACUCUAUUCUCCUUCC
Erinaceus europaeus (western European hedgehog) is the source of this 2434-nucleotide messenger RNA. It is a transcript of the gene ALG14, whose product is annotated as ALG14 UDP-N-acetylglucosaminyltransferase subunit. Gene Ontology annotation, cellular component: UDP-N-acetylglucosamine transferase complex. The coding region runs from base 54 to 716 and encodes 220 amino acids. The record is from RefSeq and is a predicted model, not a curated record. The transcript has 4 exons. Gene Ontology annotation, biological process: dolichol-linked oligosaccharide biosynthetic process. Lineage: Eukaryota; Metazoa; Chordata; Mammalia; Eulipotyphla; Erinaceidae.